Messenger RNA from Pieris brassicae (large cabbage white), 1052 nucleotides. RefSeq names its product pro-cathepsin H-like. Gene Ontology annotation, molecular function: cysteine-type endopeptidase activity. Bases 31 to 1020 code for a protein of 329 amino acids. Lineage: Eukaryota; Metazoa; Arthropoda; Insecta; Lepidoptera; Pieridae. Gene Ontology annotation, cellular component: lysosome. The record is from RefSeq and is a predicted model, not a curated record. The transcript is spliced from 5 exons.
UAUUCUAUUUUACUCCUGUUAUUGGUUACGAUGUCUGAAAUUUUCUGUGAAAAAUUUCAUUUACUUAAACAAAAUUAUUACGACAUUGAUCAAUCUGAGGAAAUAUUCGAUCAGUUUCUUGAAUAUUUUGAAAAAAAUUACGACAAAUCUGAAUACAGAAAGCGAUUAAAUGUGCUGAAAGAUAAUUUGAUAAAAAUAAACCAGUGGAAUAAAGAAGAAAAUAGAAAGUAUACUUUAAAUGUUUUCGCUGAUUACACUGAGGAGGAGUUUUCUCAAACAUACCUUGGACUUAAUAGCAUGAUAACCACGCGUACUGAUGUUGAUGUAAAAGAAUAUGAAUCCAUAGGUGGAGCUCCUGAAAAUUUGGAUUGGAGAGGAUUUGGUUACGUUUCGUCUGUAAAGCAUCAAUCACGAUUUCGUCGGUGUGGAUCAUGUUAUGCAUUUAGCGCUGUUGGGCAUAUUGAAAGUCGUCACGCUAUGAAGCACAACAUUACGGCUAUAAAUCUGUCUGCACAACAGGCUCUCGACUGUGAUUAUUUAGACCUCGGCUGUAAUGGAGGAGACCCUCUACACGUUUUUGAAACACUUUCUGAACAAGGUGGAUCCAUGAGAGAUGAAGAUUAUCCGUACGUAAGCAUACAAGGGAAAUGUAAAACUGAUGAAGAAGAAAUUGAAGUUAAAGUUUACGGUGGUACACAGUUAAUGCUGAAUGACGAAGACGAGAUGAAAGACGCAGUUGCGCAUUUGGGACCAUUAUCAGUUGCUGUAAGGUUUACUCCGGAAAUGGCUGCGAAAGUUACCGAUGAGAUUUAUGAUGGAGCCUAUUGUGAAUCUAGUGGUACAAACGAACUCAAUCAUGCAGUGUUAGUAGUAGGAUAUGGAAGAGAGAACAAUAAAGAUUACUGGAUUAUUAAAAACUCUUGGGGUGACAAAUGGGGUGAUCAUGGCUACGUGCGCCUGAUCAGAGGAGUUGGUGCAUGUGGUAUUGGAAAUGUUGCUUUUUUGGCCGAUGUUGAAUAAUGAGCAAGUUUUCUUCGUGCAAACAAGUCGGA